AUGGCCGAUCACUCCGAGCAUCAGCAGCAGCAGCAGCAGCAGCAAGGGGCCGCAGCUGGUUCGGCGCCGAGCUUGAAGCUGGUGAAUCGUCUCCACGAAAGUCGAUCUCCUUAUAAUGGAAUCGUCAAUGUUAACGCUAUUGAACUGGCGAAGGAACACAAUCGUCUGAUUUUCGUCAGUAUCGGUUAUUCGGCAUGUCAUUGGUGCCAUGUCAUGGAGAAGGAAUCGUUCAUGUCAACAGAGGUGGCGAGCAUCCUCAACGAGUCAUUUAUACCGGUCAAAGUAGACCGAGAGGAGCGACCGGAUAUCGACGAUGUAUAUAUGAACUACGUGCAGGCCAUAACCGGCUCGGGUGGCUGGCCGCUGAACGUCUUCCUUACUCCAAAUCUCGAGCCCGUCUUUGGUGGAACAUACUGGCCCGGUCCGCAAUCGAGUUCGCACUCGCAAUGGGGUGCUGAAGAUCCCAUUGGCUUCGUUGACAUCCUGGAGAAGCUCCGUGAUGUAUGGCAGACACAGCAAGCAAGAUGCUUGGACAGCGCGAAGGAAAUCACCAAACAGCUGCGGGAGUUCGCAGAGGAGGGCACCCAUUCACAGCAGCAAGGAAGUAAGGAGGGUGGCGAGGAUUUGGAAAUUGAGCUCUUUGAAGAAGCCUUCCAGCAUUUUGCGUCGCGCUACGAUCCUGUUUAUGGUGGGUUUGGUCGUGCGCCGAAAUUCCCUACGCCUGCAAACCUGAGCUUCCUAAUCCGACUUGGUAUGUACCCAACUGCGGUAUCGGAUAUUGUCGGUCAGGACGAUUGUGCCAGAGCCACAGCAAUGGUUGUCACUACUCUUUUGAAUAUUGCUCGCGGUGGAAUUCGCGACCAUAUCGGACAUGGGGUGGCACGGUAUAGUGUAACGGUCGACUGGUUGCUGCCUCAUUUUGAGAAGAUGCUCUAUGACCAAGCUCAGUUAUUGGAUGUCUAUGUGGAUGCAUUCCGGGCGACGCAUGAACCGGAGUUUCUGGGUGCCGUCUACGACCUUGUCAGCUACUUAACCACUGAGCCAAUACAGGCUGCUAAUGGCGGGUUUUAUUCUUCCGAGGAUGCUGAUAGCUUGCCGACGGCAAAUGAGACCGAAAAACGAGAGGGCGCGUUUUAUGUGUGGACGAUGAAAGAGCUGAAACAAGUUCUUGGGCAGCGGGACGCCGGCGUAUGUGCGCGACAUUGGGGCGUGUUGGCAGACGGCAACAUUGCACCGCAGAACGAUCCGCACGAUGAGUUUAUGAAUCAGAAUGUGCUGUCGAUCAAGGUGACACCCAGCAAACUGGCCAAGGAAUUUGGGCUUAGUGAAGAGGAGGUGAUCAGAAUCAUCAAGACAGGGAAACAAAAGCUUCGAGAGUACCGAGAAAGGACGCGUGUACGGCCCGACCUCGACGACAAGAUCAUUGUGUCAUGGAAUGGGCUGGCCAUUGGCGCGCUAGCAAAGGCCAGUCUUCUGCUGGACGAGGUCGACAAAGUGAAAGCGCAGCAAUGCCGAGAUUCGGCGCAAAAGGCAGUGCAAUUUAUCAAAGACAACCUCUUUGAAACUUCGAAUGGUCAGUUGUGGCGUAUUUAUCGGGACGGUAGUCGUGGGAAUACCCCUGGAUUCGCUGAUGACUAUGCAUUUUUGACAUAUGGUCUUAUUGCCAUGUACGAGGCGACUUUUGACGACAGUUAUCUACAAUUUGCGGAGCAACUACAGCAACAUCUAAACAAACAUUUCCGCGCCCCCGGUGCAGAGCCCGGCACUUCAGCGGGAUAUUAUACGACGUCGUCAGAAGCAAUCCCAGGCGAGCCAGGGCCACUCCUACGGCUCAAGAGCGGCACGGACUCGGCAACACCAUCGAUCAAUGGCAUCAUAGCCCGGAACUUGGUGCGACUGGGAUCUCUCUUAGAGGACGACAGUUACCGACAGCUAGCGCGACAGACGUGCAACACGUUUUCGGUUGAAAUGAUGCAGCAUCCGUUCUUGUUCGUGAAUCUACUGGAUGCGAUUGUUGGUCUGGAGCUGGGCGUGAAAAACGUCACCGGUGUUCUUGCUGCGGAUACGCAGGAUGCGCUACGUGAGCGAAUCCGUGCUGAGGCCGGGCCAGCAGCGUCUACGUCGACGACGACCGUGGCCAUGGUUGAUAUUCGGGCAUCGUCACAGUGGCUCCAGACGCGAAAUCCACUGUUCAAAGACCUCAAGCCCGGGACGCCGCCGAAGAACUUUUUGCUUGUUUGCGAGACGGGCAGUUGCCGAGUGGUGGAUUUGUAG
Talaromyces atroroseus is the source of this 2274-nucleotide messenger RNA. RefSeq lists its product as hypothetical. Gene Ontology annotation, biological process: carbohydrate metabolic process. The record is from RefSeq and is a predicted model, not a curated record. The transcript is spliced from 5 exons. NCBI's taxonomy places the organism in Eukaryota, Fungi, Ascomycota, Eurotiomycetes, Eurotiales, Trichocomaceae. Bases 1 to 2274 code for a protein of 757 amino acids.